UCCACCUUCCAAUCUCUCAUAUGUUUAUAAAUAGGGGGAGAACUCUCACCUGGCUAUGAAAAUCAUCAAAGCUAGCUAGCCCACCAAAACCAAAGUCAUAGAUGAUGACAGGUUUCGGAUCUCCUUGUGGAGCCUGCAAGUUCCUGAGGAGGAAGUGUGCCAAAGGUUGUGUUUUUGCACCCUACUUCUGCCAUGAACAAGGUGCCACCAACUUCGCGGCCAUCCACAAGGUGUUCGGCGCGAGCAAUGUUUCGAAGCUCCUUACACACCUUCCCGUGUCUGAUCGUCUGGAAGCAGCAGCGACAAUCUCAUAUGAAGCUCAAGCUAGAGUCCAGGAUCCAAUAUAUGGCUGCGUCUCUCACAUUUUCGCGCUUCAACAACAGGUUGUCACUCUACAAGCACAACUAGCAUCUCUAAAGGCCCAAGCAUCCCAAAGCAGUGAUGAAGAUCGAAAGUUCCAAGACAAUUACUCUUCUUACCAGCAAGAUGGCCAUGGAUUAUGUCAUUCGCUGAGUUUGAGGGCGUCGACACCGUCCAAUUCAAAUCCCCCUAGCACUCAUGUUCAAGCUAUGUCAUUCCAUGGUAAUGGACCCAUGGGCUCAAAUUCAAUGGGUGAUUAUCAUAAUUCAAGCAUGAGUGAAGAACAUGCCUUGUUUACUACAAAUGAUAAUUCUUCUCAUCCCAUGCCUUCUCUUGAAAUGCAAAUGGACCCAAGGAAAUGGUAUAUGCAAGACAUGGAGGGACUUCAAUCAGUUGCAUUUUCAUUUCUUCAGAAUUCUUAG
Messenger RNA from Magnolia sinica, 782 nucleotides. RefSeq names its product LOB domain-containing protein 29-like. The record is from RefSeq and is a predicted model, not a curated record. Gene Ontology annotation, biological process: hormone-mediated signaling pathway; positive regulation of DNA-templated transcription. The transcript has 2 exons. Gene Ontology annotation, cellular component: nucleus. NCBI's taxonomy places the organism in Eukaryota, Viridiplantae, Streptophyta, Magnoliopsida, Magnoliales, Magnoliaceae. Bases 102 to 782 code for a protein of 226 amino acids.